AUGAACGGCGACAUGGAGAAGAAGAGAGACAUCAAGAACCACCUACUCUUCGAAGUUGCAACAGAGGUUGCGAAUCGAGUGGGUGGUAUCUAUUCCGUGCUCAAGUCCAAAGCUCCUGUCACAACCGCCGAAUAUGGCGACCGAUAUACACUCAUUGGUCCCCUGAACAAGAACUCGGCCGCCGUCGAAGUCGAGACCCUCGAAGCCCCAGCCGGCCCUCUUCGGCAGACCAUCGAAUCGAUGCAAGAACGUGGUAUCGAGCUCAUGUAUGGCCGGUGGCUGAUCGAAGGUGCACCGCGGGUCCUCCUCAUCAACACCGGAACAGGGUACCGAUGGUUGGAUGAGUGGAAGGGUGACCUAUGGUCCGCGGCUGGCAUCCCUUCGCCUGCCUCAGAUAAUGAAACAAACGAAGCUAUUGUGUUCGGCUAUUUGGUGGCCUGGUUCUUGGGCGAGUUCAUCUCACGCGAAACGGAUCGCGCAGUCAUCGCUCACUUCCACGAAUGGCUUGCUGGAGUCGCCCUACCUUUGACCAAAAAGCGCCAGAUGGACCUCACGACCAUCUUUACGACUCAUGCCACCCUUCUCGGACGAUACCUCUGCGCCGGCUCGGUCGACUUCUACAACAAUUUGCAAUACUUUGACGUCGAUGCCGAGGCGGGCAAACGUGGAAUUUACCACAGAUACUGCAUAGAGCGCGCAUCUGCCCAUUCCGCCGACGUUUUCACAACCGUCUCCCAUAUCACCGCAUUCGAGAGCGAGCACCUGCUGAAACGAAAACCUGACGGGGUCUUGCCCAACGGCCUGAACGUUAAGAAAUUCUCCGCAGUGCACGAGUUCCAGAACCUCCACUCGGUGCAGAAAGAGAAGAUUCAUGAGUUUGUGCGUGGACACUUCUACGGCCAGCUGGAUUUUGACCUGGAGAACACACUCUACUACUUCACGGCAGGAAGAUAUGAGUAUCGAAACAAAGGCGUGGACAUGUUCAUCGAGUCACUGGCCAGAUUGAAUUACCGCUUGCAGAAUUCGGGUACCAAGACAACCAUCGUCGCGUUCCUGAUCAUGCCCGCGCAGACCACUUCUCUCUCAGUUGAAUCACUCAAGGGCCAAGCAGUUACCAAGUCCCUUGCGGACACAGUUUCCAACAUCGAGCGAGGCAUCGGCCGCAGAUUGUUCGAAAGGGCUGUUCAUUGGAAGGAAGGCGACCCAAUGCCAGAUGACAAGGAACUCGUCACUCCUAGCGACCGGGUCAUGCUUCGACGUAGGAUAUUUGCCAUGAAGCGACAUGGCCUUCCACCCAUCGUCACACACAACAUGAUAAAUGAUUCGGAAGACCCGGUGCUCAAUCAGCUUCGUCGAGUUCAGUUGUUCAACAACACCCACGACCGAGUAAAAGUUAUCUUCCAUCCCGAAUUUUUGAACUCGGCCAAUCCCGUCCUGUCAUUGGACUACGAUGACUUCGUCAGGGGCACGCACCUCGGUGUUUUUGCCUCUUACUACGAGCCAUGGGGUUACACCCCGGCAGAGUGUACCGUCAUGGGUGUUCCCUCCAUAACCACCAACCUCUCCGGUUUUGGGUGCUACAUGGAAGAACUGAUUGAGAAUUCGUCUGAUUACGGCAUUUAUAUCGUGGACCGACGCACCAAGGGCGUCGACGAGUCCGUCAACCAGUUAACGGACUACAUGUACGAAUUUGCCAACAAGAGCCGAAGACAGCGUAUCAACCAGCGCAAUCGUACAGAACGACUUAGCGACCUUCUGGAUUGGAAACGCAUGGGGAUGGAGUAUGUCAAGGCGCGGCAACUUGCUCUUCGACGAGCUUAUCCCGGCUCGUUCACUGAUGCUGAGGACUUCGAUGACUUUAUUGGAGGUACCGAACAGAAGAUCUCCAGACCGCUCUCUGUGCCUGGAUCACCUCGAGAUCGAUCUGGGAUGAUGACGCCGGGUGAUUUCGCAUCGCUACAGGAAGGCAAGGAAGGUUUGAGCACCGAGGACUACAUUGCUUGGAGAUUACCUGAGGAAGAAGAGCCCGACGACUACCCCUUCCCGCUUACGUUGAAGAAGAAGGGGUCCGGACCCAAUUCACCCGCACCCCUGCUUGGGCCAGUCAACGGUCUAGCUUGA
Molecule: messenger RNA, 2121 nt
Organism: Cladophialophora carrionii CBS 160.54
Lineage: Eukaryota; Fungi; Ascomycota; Eurotiomycetes; Chaetothyriales; Herpotrichiellaceae
Product: glycogen [starch] synthase
Exons: 5
Coding region: 1-2121 (706 amino acids)
Biological process (GO): glycogen biosynthetic process
Cellular component (GO): cytoplasm
Molecular function (GO): alpha-1,4-glucan glucosyltransferase (UDP-glucose donor) activity
Source: RefSeq, a predicted model, not a curated record